This is a messenger RNA of Leptomonas pyrrhocoris, 5309 nucleotides long. RefSeq lists its product as hypothetical. The record is from RefSeq and is a predicted model, not a curated record. Gene Ontology annotation, cellular component: nucleolus. Lineage: Eukaryota; Euglenozoa; Kinetoplastea; Trypanosomatida; Trypanosomatidae. Gene Ontology annotation, biological process: maturation of 5.8S rRNA from tricistronic rRNA transcript (SSU-rRNA, 5.8S rRNA, LSU-rRNA); maturation of LSU-rRNA from tricistronic rRNA transcript (SSU-rRNA, 5.8S rRNA, LSU-rRNA). The coding region runs from base 33 to 5309 and encodes 1758 amino acids. The transcript has a single exon.
AGUGGUUUUCGCCUUUUCUUCUUUUGUAAAAGAUGGCGCUUGUGGAGCCCCUGAUUGGGCAUUUGCUGUCCAAGUACAAAGAAACCGUUCUUGAGGGCCUGUCGAAGAUUCGCCAUGCGGUGCAGGCGAACGACGAGCAAGGCGCCGCCCUCGCUACCGCCAUCACCCAGCAGGAAGAGGCGAUGCAGGCCAUACGAGCCACGUUGUUGAAGCCAGACUUUUUUGCGGCUACCGUGCAAACAUUAACGGCCGUCCUGACCCACCUCACCGAGCGUGGUGGCCGCGUCGCGCUUGUCCGCGAGGUGCUGCGCGGCGACUGCGUUGCCCUCUUCCGCAGAACGCUGGCGACCCUCACAGACACCUCACUCUCCCACGUCAUCGCCGCGCUGCAGUUUCUGACUGCAGCGGUGAAGGAUGCACCGCUGCUCGUGCUGGCACGCCUCCGCGGUCCCGCUGACUCGCACACCGACAGCGGCAUCGCGACAUCCGCCGGGCCGCGCCGCGCAGACGUGCCGCUGCAUUUAUCUGCCUUCCGUCUCCAGCUCACCUACGGUCAGCGACGUGUCCGUCUCGUGCGGCUUGGCUUUCUCGUGCAGCUCAUCACAUCGCCGAUGAACAACGCCGUGGCCGAGACGAUCUGCAGCCACGGCGUGCUGACCCACCUUCUCGAGGACGCCGCGGAGCUGCUGCGCGAGGGCACGAGUGCCGGAGUGGCGUGCUCCAUGGAGGCCCUGCGCGUCGUGCGGGAGCACUUUGUGCAGAGUCGUGACAUCACGUCCGAGCAGAAGCGGCGCGUGCUGCUGGCGCAGCGCAACAUCUUCCGUCUGCUGGUCCGCGCUCUCGAGUUCGACCCCGUGGCGGACCACGCCGCGGGCAUUCUGUACGCCGUCAUAGACGAGACGAUCGAGUCCCCCGCCGACUACGCCAGCACGCGUGUCGAGUCGCUGGAGGAUCACGGCAUGCCCAACUACCUCCUCUUCUUUCUCCUCCGCCAGCUUCGGCCCAAGGCAAAUGAGCGGAUGGCGGGGCUAGUUCUACACGUCCUGCAGCGGGCACCGGAUCUGAUACGACCCUACUUCAUUCGUGUGUCGGGGCACCUGGCAGAGGAGGGCAGCACGCACGGCGUGGCGCCAACGACGGCGCGCGUGGCCGUCAUUAACCUAAUGACCCGUGCUUUUCUCUCUCCCAUACCCCAUCACUUGACGGCUGGUCAGGCGCAGCUCGAGCCUGCGGCAGCCAAAACCUCCACCUUCUACACCAUGUGUCCCCGCGACGUCGCGGAUGAGGUGUGCCCUGCGUGGGUGGCCGAGUACGUGCACCGCCUCAUCAACGGCUCCACCAAUCUACUCCUGCUAGCCCUCGCCAUGCAGAUGACGCAGGCGGCGCUGAUGCGUGCCAAGCGGGUGUUGCCGCUGGUGCAGGCUGCCCAGCGCGCCGCCGAGAUGCGAAAGAAGGCAGCAGGGGGUGUGGGCUGCGAGUUCAGCAGCAGCAAUGGUAAUGAAGAAGACGGUGCAAAGGAAGUUCAGUCCGCCGAGUCGAUCACCUUCUCCGACGCUGACCUCGCCGCGCUGCACGGCAACGACGAUGCUGCAGCGGAGGUGUGGGACACGUACAACGCGCAGGUGCGCCAUCACCUCCUCGCCGCCCUGCCAAGCCGGGAAGAGUUUUGGCAUCGCAUGACGCAGCAACUACACCACAUCCUCACCUCCACCAUGAGCACCCCGAACGAUGCUGUCCUCACGAAGGUGCACGUGGUGACGCAACGCAUGCUGCUGCUCAUGAAGAACUACGUAGACGUGUUUGAUGUGCGUGCUCCAUGGCUCAGCGCUGUCCCCAACUUCCUCCCUAACCUGAGCCAGAUGUUGACCGCAGGGCCCACGUCCACCACGGCAGGAACACAUAGCAGACAAGAAAAGCAUACAGACAAGGGUAUGUUGUCCUCUCAGCACCCCAUCACGACCGCGCUGCAGCAGCACAAUGACAUCCUGCGCCUGUGGCCCGCCGCCAGUGUGUCUAUGUUGUGCGAGCUGCUCGUCGCCAGCCACCAACGCCGCGUGCCGAUGGUGAAGCUACACCACGUAAACAUGUCACAGGCGCAGGGCAUCAGCGAGUGGCCGCUGUUGCUGAGCGUUCUGCUGUGGGUGACGCACCACCACUCCAAGCCGCAGCUCGCGGCACCGGAAGAGCGGGCGGCGGGGUGGGCGGCGCAGCUGCUCCUGUGGACGGUGCACAGCGUCACAAUCCACUCGACCUGCACCUUGGCCGAAGCACACCUGUGGCUGUCAGCUCUGACGCCAAACACGGUUCCUGUUCUUUUGCACGUGCUGAACCAUCUCCUUAUGCGCAGUCUUUCGAAGGCGGCGGAUCGCGUGACGCACGAGUUGCGCGAGGCCAACUUUGGCGUCUUGAUGGCAGCCGCACAGCACUUCAUUGAGCGCACAAAGGAGAAGGAGUCGCAGAAGGGUGCGGCAGCGACGACAGACGACGCGUCAGGGACGACGACGACAGUGACAGGGUCGCGUGGUGGGCGCGGCGUACAAGCGAAGGAAAGGGACAGGAAGACCGGCAACGCGGAUGGGACGGGGGGCAAUUUGUGGGGGACCCACCUGCACGCCGCUCUCGCCGAGUUCGAGGUCGUCGUUCAGCACGUCCAGCAGCAGUGGCCUCAGCGGGACACCGUAUUACACGAAGCAUCAGCCCGCCUUCAGCAAGACACGAGUGCCUAUCGCGUGACGCAGCAGCAGUGCAUCGACGUCUUAGUGCUGGCGGACCGGCAGCGCGGCUUUGUGAAGACGACCAAUCACGCCGUCCCCUCUGCCGUGCAGCAACUACGCACCUUUGUCGUGACCCUCCACAGUCCAGUCCUGCCGCUGCCCGAGGAAGAGACGGCGAUGACGUUGUUGACGCAGCUGCACGCAGUGCGGGGUACACCCAGCGCAGAGGCGGACGGAGCGGCGGACGACGUGCAGCGCAUCUGCACAGCGCUUGGUGUUACGGGAACUGUACACGCAAAGGAUGCGAAGCCGUCGCGAGAGGGGCCGCGCUGGUAUGCGAUGAGUUCGGUGUGCUGGCACGUCGCUGGCCGUCUGCUGGCCCUGCUUCGCCAUCAGGAAAGGAAGCACACAGAGGACAACGCAUCCGAAACGACGCGCGCGGCGGCCCUUGGACUGGUGCGCGCUGUUUUGGUCCAGCGCGCCGAGGUGGAAGCUGUUCUCGGUGCCUCUAACAACGCGCACGACGGGUCAACAACGGGCUUGCUGGUGCUGCUGCUCGUCUGCGUCCGAGUUCUGUUAAGCCCUACAGUGGCGCACAACGAAGAAGUGGAAAUGCUUUCGCAGUCUGAAGGAGAUGCGCUGGGGGCACUCUGCCUGUCCAAUUACAUGGGUGGGCUAAGUGUGCAUGAUCGCCUGUGCUAUGCCGUGUGUCUGUCCUUGCAUUACCUCCUCCACGCCCCAACACACGCAGGGGAAGCUGCGGUGGCAAAAGCCGUGAAACUGGACGACGAAGAGAAGGCCACGGUGCACGGCAGCAGCCCGCACCAUCGUGGUCGUCGCCCCGACAAGACACAGCACGACAAGCAUUGCAGCUUCAUCAGUGAAGGUGGUGAUGACGUGCGGCAGCGAUUUGUUUGCCACGGUGCGACGGUGCCGCAGGCGUUGGUGCAGCGUCGUUUUCUCUUAGCCGGUCACACUCCCAGUGCCUUCCGUACCGCAGAGGUGGAGAUGCUGUCGUGGCACCUCGACACCUUGACAGAGGAGGACAUGACGCGUAUGGCGCUCUGCGUCUCGUCGCGGCUGCACAACGGCCUCCUUCACCGUCGCUCAAACAACAGUAGCAACGCCAGCUCGAACAGCGAAGAGAGUUCGUGCAGCGUCGUUGAUGCAGCGGAAGACGUGCUGUGUGGCGUCUAUCCCGAGCUGUACGGUAUGCACGAUGUGGACGUCACAAAUCUAGAUCGACUGACCUCCAGCGACGUGCUGGACAUGCGAUACAUCGUCCCACUUCUGCAUCGCGUGGCCGCGCUCCCGCCGGCCUGCCUCGGACACCUUCCGACUGGUCGUGUGAUUCCGUUAUUGCUGAAGGGCCUGACCUCGAUCGACGCACAGCUGCGCGCAGCCGCGGCCACGACGCUGGCUACCUUGUACAUCCCGAAGGGCACCCUUCGCAUUGUGGUGAGUGUGGCUCGCUUAAAGCUCUGUCAACUCGCGGCUUCCGCGACAGCAGCACAUCCUCUUCCUCCUACUCCUCUGCCAAAGCAGUCCGGCGCAGCGAUGGAAGACACCGUCGUACCCCGCCUCCCCACCCCCCUCGCCGUCUUUCUCAUGACGGCGAUUCGCCCGCUUGGCCGCUACGAGGACGCCCUGCACCACCACCUCAUUCAUCACCUCCUCCACAUCGACACGGCGCUCACGGUAGCUAUCCCGUUUGUGCAGUGGACCAACACACCGCCCCUCACCGCUAUUAGCGUGCCGCUGAUGUUGGAGAAGCAGGCGGCGCUGCAGCAGCGCGCGUAUAGACUCGGUAGCAGUGGUGGCAGCAACAUCACCCAGGCAUCCGCCGCAGACGUGGCGCAGGAGCUGCGGAAAGGCAUACCACCUCAGCUUGAAUUUAUGCUGCGGCUGCUCCGACACGCUUGUGAGGUGCCGCAGGAUGGUGCAGCUCUGCUAGAGUCCGACAGCGUGAACGGACUUAUGCUCCUGUGCGACCUCCUCACCGCCUCGGACACCCAACGUGCGACGUACAUGUGCUGCCUGUUGGACCUGUGCACACGCUCUGCCGCCCUGACGCGUCUCUUCGCCAGGCAGGGCAAUGCGCUGAUGUGGACCGUCAGCUUCCUGUGGGCGCUUUGCAAGGAAUACGGUGUGGACGCCCCGUACCCCUAUAGUGGACUCACGUUCACCAACACAUUGAGACUGCUGCGAGUGCUGUGCAUUGGCACACUGCACACCACAGCGCUCUCCGACACCGCGUGCAUCAGCGCGCCGUCGGUCGAGCAGCUGGCAGAGAGUCUGCGGCUGCUUCGGGCGUGGGUGGUGGAGGCGCACGUGACGGCGCGUGACGUCCUCGACGCCUUCGACGAGGUGAUCGCGUGGUGCGAGCGCGCGCUACGCUCUCGGGAUGUUGCGACGGCAGCGGACGACUGUGGCAAGAUCGGGGAGAGCACGACGGGGUCCUCGUCGUCUCACGUUGCUCCUGUGCAGUCCGCCACGAAGCCCGGAAAGCGCAACCGUGAGACGACUUCUACCGCGGCACUGGCGGGGAGGCCGGCCACAUCGCUGAAGCGCGUGAAGGCGGAGGGUGUGGUGUAG